Messenger RNA from Homalodisca vitripennis (glassy-winged sharpshooter), 911 nucleotides. Its product is annotated as U11/U12 small nuclear ribonucleoprotein 35 kDa protein-like. The transcript is spliced from 6 exons. Gene Ontology annotation, cellular component: U12-type spliceosomal complex; precatalytic spliceosome. Gene Ontology annotation, molecular function: mRNA binding; snRNA binding. The coding region runs from base 162 to 866 and encodes 234 amino acids. Lineage: Eukaryota; Metazoa; Arthropoda; Insecta; Hemiptera; Cicadellidae. The record is from RefSeq and is a predicted model, not a curated record. Gene Ontology annotation, biological process: mRNA splicing, via spliceosome.
ACCUGUAACUUAAAGCCAAAUGCCAAAUUAGAAUUUGCUGUUGUUGAUUGUAGUUUGUUAUUGUUUCUUUUCGGUUUCACAGAAUUGAAUUCGUUAUUCAUUUAACUUUUAUAGCUAUAAAUAACAAAUUGUACAUAUAGUGUGUACCAUAAUCAGAGUUAAUGAAGUUGACACACAACAUGGUGGUUGUGAUUCCUGACUUAGGCCUGCCACAACAAUCUGUGGAAAACGUAAUCACAAUGUCAAAAGGCAAAGACGAAACCGAUCUAAAUAAUGGGGAAGCCAAGUCAUCACAAGAUCCUACUACCCAUCUGUUACAGGAGGGAGAUGAGAAAUUAUUGAAAAAAUACUUCUCUUCCCAAGUGCUAAUAUAUGACCCUCUGAAAGCUGGCAGUAUCGAUGGGACAGACACAGUGGCACAUGACAAGGCAAUAUCUAGAGCCCUAUCAGCUACUUAUUUCCCACCACGGAACACUGGUAACCCUGAGAAAACCUUACUGGUGGCGAGACUCAAUCCAAAAACAACUGAUAAUAAACUUACUGAGGCUUUUUCAGAAUUUGGAAAAAUUAAAAGCUGUAAACUAAUUAGAUGUAUUGUAACUGGAAUGUCAAAAAGAUAUGCUUUCAUAGAGUAUGAAGAGAAAGCAGGAGCCAUCACAGCAUACAGAAAAGGUCACAAAAUGAAACUGGAUGAUGCAACCUUACUUGUUGAUUUUGAAUGUGAACACCUUUUACCUUUUUGGAUUCCCAGAAGACUAGGUGGUGGAUUAGGUGGAAGAAAAGAGUCUGGACAGCUUAGGUUUGGCAGUCGUGAUCGACCGUACAAGAAACCCAUUCCAUUAAUGAAAGACACAUCUCAUAGAUAGUUGUAAAUAUUUAAUUAUGUAAUAUAAAAGUGUAUACAAUAUCCA